Ramularia collo-cygni is the source of this 858-nucleotide messenger RNA. RefSeq names its product related to membrane protein. Gene Ontology annotation, molecular function: chloride channel activity. Bases 1 to 858 code for a protein of 285 amino acids. The transcript is spliced from 4 exons. NCBI's taxonomy places the organism in Eukaryota, Fungi, Ascomycota, Dothideomycetes, Mycosphaerellales, Mycosphaerellaceae. The record is from RefSeq and is a predicted model, not a curated record.
AUGCCGUCUUCGGUUGUGCCGAGUCUUUCUAUUGUUGUGGGGUUGAUGUUGGUGUUUCGAAAUAGUACGAGUUAUGAUCGUUUCUGGCAGGGAAAUCAGCUAUUCACAACCGUAUCCACCAACAUCCGAAACCUCACCCGAAGCUGCCUCGCAUGUUCCUACUCCAGCAAAGGUCCCCCACCAACCGCAAGCGAAAGAGCAGACACCGACCGAGCAGUCCGCAUCCUCCUCGCCCUCAUCUACGCGACGAAAAACCACCUCCGAGCAGAAUGGGGUGGCCACAUGCCCCCUCUCCUCCUCCCCCGCUCAGAAGCCGAGCGCGUCCGACGAGAAAGCGUCUCGGUCCACAAACCCGAAUACGACGAACUCCUCCCACCCGGAACCCGUGGACAUGAGGAAAGUGGCCUGGGAUUGGUCCUGCAACUCUCCAUUCAGAUCGAAGCUUAUAUCAAGCGCGCGCAUGAUCGGGGCUGGUUGCAUAGUCCGCAGGCUUCCCAAAUGCAGGUGCAGUUGAAUUCUCUGAUCGCUGCGUAUGGGACCAUGGAGACGAUUCAUUUGACUCCGCUGCCGGUUGCUUAUUUGAUUCAUAUGCGCCAGGUUCUGGCGCUGUUUUGUUGCGUGUUGCCGUUUGCUUGGGUKACGGAGAUGGGUUGGUGGUCGGUUUUGAUGGUUACUUUUGUUUCGUUUACGUUGUAUGGGAUUGAGGCGAUUGGAAAGCAACUCGAAGAUCCUUUUGGCUACGAUCGAGCGGAUAUCAAAGUCGAUGCGAUUGUGGAGGAUUUGCGGGUGGAGACGACGGUGCUGUUGGAUAAUUGGAGGAGAAAUGGAGAUAUUUUCCCCGAGCACUUGGCGAUUUAG